UGAGCAUUAUGGGUUUACACUGUCUGCACCAUGCUCUCAGCAAGUAGUCGUUUCGUUCUGCGAUGUUGCCGGGCCGGCACCGGUACCAGCUAUUUUGUCGCUUCCAGAGCGAGCAGCGAUUGGUCUGGACUUCCUAAAAAAAACCCGAUGGUAUAUAUGGAUUUGGUGGCAGAUAACCAGCCAUUGGGUCGCGUCACUUUCGAGUUGCGGGCUGAUGUGGUGCCAAAAACUGCAGAAAAUUUUAGAGCCCUAUGUACUGGUGAGAAAGGCUUUGGAUAUAAGGGAUCAACAUUUCACAGAAUCAUUCCAAAUUUUAUGUGUCAGGGUGGUGAUUUUACCAAUCACAAUGGCACAGGAGGUAAAUCUAUUUACGGAAGCCGUUUCCCAGAUGAGAAUUUUUUUCUAAAGCAUACUGGACCAGGUGUUGUUUCAAUGGCCAAUGCAGGACCAAAUACCAAUGGAUCCCAGUUCUUUAUCUGUACAGUGGAAACAGAGUGGCUCGACAAUAAACAUGUAGUGUUUGGUUGCAUCAAGGAUGGCUAUGAUAUAAUGAAGAAAAUAGAGAGCUUCGGUAGCAAGACUGGUCGUCCUUCCAAAAAAGUAGUUGUUGCAGAAUGCGGAGAACUUGCAUGACUGAAAAAUACCUGAUAGCUGUGAAGUUUUUAAAUUACUGUGCACCUUAACUCUCACGACUGCAAAGUUGUUUUGAAGUCUGAAGAUUCACACAUGAAAAAAAUCACAAAAUGCUGCUUCCUCUACAUGUGAAGCUAUGGGAUGUUUUGUUGUUCUUGAUAUGAAAAGCAAUGUGAAUAUGGCAAUGUGCCUCUUUAAUCACUGGAAGGGUUUAUGGGAAAAUUUUGUCAGAAUAGAUUCAUACAGUGCCUUGGUUUAUUGACUUAUUUUUAACCCCCUUAACUGCUUGGGGUUUUCAGUUUUCUGUGCAUCGUUUAUCAUUUCUGCUAGUCAUUAGAGAAAUUAACAUUUCCCUAUAAUUCCCAUAGGUGCUGAUGCCUAAACACCCUGAAUGUAUGAAAAAAAUGAGCAAUGUGAAAAACAAUAAUGGGCUAUACACAAUCACAGUAUCAGCAACUCAGGGAAACUCAUUUGUUGAUGUUUAUUAAUGUUCAGGAUAAAGGGCUGAAUAAAAUAAAAUGGUUUUGUGAAAUAAGUUCAAAAAUGCACUCCCCUAUAUAUUUUCUUCUUGUGUCUGAGUGGUUUUAGAGACUGUAUGAAGAUGCCAGUGUUAUUUAAAUUUUAGCAGUGAGGAGUAAAGACAUUUCUCAGAAAGAUUUAACUGUGUAUGGGUUUAUGGGAUUAAAUUUCAAAUGCAACCAGAGUUAUGCAACAAAAAGUUCCCAUGGCAUGUAGACUUGUCCUUUUGUUUUCGUACAUCAAUAAAAUUAUUGGUGGUAAUGUAACUUAAAAGUUAUAGUAUCCUGUAACAAUGAAUUAAAUGUGUGCUUAAAAUCCAGUUACCUGAAAAUGCUGUCUGCUGAUGGGUCUGUUUUGGAUUAUUACACCUGGUGAAAACAAUGCAACUUUAUUUCAUUACUGUUUUCCUAGAAUCAAAUUUCAAAAUGGUCUAAUUGACCUUCGUGCAGCCAUGGGAUAGCUUAGGGCAGUGCCCAACUUCACAGUUUUGAGCCUUUUCCCACUCAAGCCAUGGUGCCUCUAAGCCUUGUGUUUGUGUUAUAAGUGAAACCUUAAUAAAUAUUUUUUUUUGUAAAUGUAGUCACUCAAUUUGCUUUGUCAAUCCACUCUGUACUUCAUCUAGCACCCAACUGAAUUAUAUAAAUGUAUGGAAACUGGUGGGCUCAUUUUCAGGAGGGGGGGGGGUGUUAGCCCCACCCUGCUAAUGGACUUCUGGAAUUAACAUCACAAGGCAGGGGUUAUUCUUAGGGUUACUUUGCAUGUAGUUAGAAGAUUGUAUGCUACUGAAUGUUAUUUAUUAAAGGAGGUUGAACUAGCA
Molecule: messenger RNA, 1969 nt
Organism: Xenopus tropicalis (tropical clawed frog)
Lineage: Eukaryota; Metazoa; Chordata; Amphibia; Anura; Pipidae
Gene: ppif
Product: peptidylprolyl isomerase F
Biological process (GO): protein folding
Molecular function (GO): isomerase activity; peptidyl-prolyl cis-trans isomerase activity
Source: RefSeq, marked validated